Peniophora sp. CBMAI 1063 is the source of this 672-nucleotide messenger RNA. Lineage: Eukaryota; Fungi; Basidiomycota; Agaricomycetes; Russulales; Peniophoraceae. The record is from the annotation of a GenBank genome assembly.
AUGGCUCCUCCCAAACGCAACUCAGGUGGUUUGAACCUUUUCCUCGCCCGCAAGGGCAGUGAGCAUGGUGUUCCCGUCGAGGUUAUGCUUGAGAUUCUACGCCAUCUCCGACCUGUAGAUCUCCUUCACAUAUCACGCGCCAACAAGGCUUUCAACGGGAUCCUUCUGUCUCGCGAGCUCAGUGGUCUCGUCUGGGCUGAGGCUUUCAAAAGGUUUGCUGACGAAGAAGGGGGGCCGCCGUGUCCGACGGAUAUGAUUGCGCCAGCUUGGGCUGGUUUCGCUUUUGGUGGCGCUUGGUGCACGAAGUGUGGGGGGAAGAUAAGAGGGCAGGUGGAGACGCUUUGGGAGUUGCGGGCUAGGCUAUGCAUAGAUUGUGGAAUGGAGCAUCUCAAGGAGAUCCCCACACUAUUUGGUGGUGGCUCAACGCGACGUGAGCGUGGACCCCCUGUUGUCUGUGACUUUGUACGCAAGCGCAACACGAAGACCAAAGCACCCAAAUACGGCAGAGACGCUGUCUCCCUCCAUUGCUGGAAGGACGAAGUCGACACUUUUCCGAAGGGUCAGACUGCAGAUGACGUUGAGACACGGCGGAACAUGGAGGCCGCACUGAGAGAGCGACGAGAACAGGACCCCCGAAAGCCCAGCCAGAGGUCCGAUAUGCGCGGCGGCUCG